Messenger RNA from Clonostachys rhizophaga, 882 nucleotides. The record is from the annotation of a GenBank genome assembly. Lineage: Eukaryota; Fungi; Ascomycota; Sordariomycetes; Hypocreales; Bionectriaceae.
AUGCGUUACUAUACUAGCUCUGUAAUUGCAUUGACCUCAUGUCUCGCUGGGCUCGCCCUCGCCCAAUCUUCCGGGUCCUUCAACCUCUUGACCUUCAACGUAGCCGGCCUCCCUGACUGGCUGAGUGACAACGGCGUGCCAGGGGACAAGGCCACCAACGCCGGCACAAUUGGCAGUCUCUUUGCCGAGACAGGAUACGAUAUCAUCCACAUACAGGAAGAUUUCGGCUACAACUCCGAGAUCUAUGCCAAGGACAACCACCCCUACCGGACAGUAACUUCGGGCAAUGUUCUCGCGGGAUCUGGCUUAAAUACGCUCUCCAACUUCCAGUGGACUGGCCUGGACCGCGUCACCUGGAAGUUUUGCUGGGUCAAUGAGGCCGAUUGCCUCACUCCCAAGGGAUUCACCUUCAUGCGCAUCAAUGUUGGCGGGGCAGAGAUUGACCUCUACAACGCCCAUGCCGACGCAGGCGAUGACUGGGGAGACAAGUUGGCCCGGAGCCUGGGCGUUGACCAGCUCCUCGCUUAUAUCAACAACGACUCCGCCGGGCGAGCCGUAAUUAUUGCGGGUGACUUGAAUGACCGCUGGUAUACUUCGGACUUGAGCAUUAACAAAUACGUCUCGGCUGGGUUCAGCGAUGUCUGGGCAACCGUUGUCAAGGGCGGCGUUUACCCUACCCCUGGAUCUGCCGCCAACUACUGCUCAAAUCCUGCCCCUAAUAACAAUUGCGAAGUCGUCGAUAAGAUACUGUUUCGCUCCGGCGACUCGGUCAAGUUGACUGCGAACUCUUUCAGUUAUAAAUCCGACGUGUUUAAGCAGCCAGAUGGAAAUAUUGUCUCAGACCACAACCCUGUGCUGGCUGAAUUCAGUUGGUCUGUGUAG